AUGGAUGUUCGACUUGGUGUGGUGGCUCCAACUGGGGUCUUUGUAGUAGGAUUAGUCACGACCUAUGCGCUCAAUUCAAUGGUUCCUCUUGCUCUCUCCUUGGCAAUGGCUAAUCCUGCUGAAAUAGGUCGAGAGCCUGCUUUAAGCAAAACAGAUUGGAAAUACUUUUCGCUCAUAUCCAAAAUCCCAGUCUCUCCAAACACGGCAAUUUAUCGGUUUAAAUUACCACAUCCUGAAGAUGUUUUGGGAUUACCAAUUGGACAGCAUAUAUCUGUUGGAGUUGAAGUCGAAGGACGUGAAGUUUCACGUAGCUAUACACCUAUAUCAUCAGAUGAUGACAAGGGAUACUUUGAUCUACUCAUCAAGAGCUAUCCAACUGGUAAUGUGUCUAGAGUCAUUGGAAACAUGAAGAUUGGCGAGCAGAUCAAGGUCAAAGGUCCAAAAGGAAACUUCAACUACAAGGGACCAAAUUUUGUUCGUUCUUUCGGGAUGAUUGCUGGCGGGACUGGCAUCACACCCAUGUUACAAAUCAUCAAAUCCAUACUCAAGAAUCCUUCAGACUUUACGGAAGUCAGUCUCUUGUAUGCCAAUGUGAAUGAAGACGACAUUCUGCUACGAGAAGAACUGGACCAGCUUGCUGCGUUGCAUCCUCGAUUCACAGUUUAUUACAUCUUGAACAAUGCUCCAACAAGUUGGACGGGUGGUGUCGGAUUUAUCACAAAAGACAUGAUUCAAAAUCGAUGCCCAGCUCCCUCGUCAGAUAUCAAGAUCCUAAUAUGUGGACCACCACCAAUGAUCAAGGUCAUGCAACAGUAUACAGAUGAACUUGGGUAUGAGAAAGCUCGUGUGAUUUCUCAGUUGCAUGACAUGGUCUUCAAAUUCUGA
Messenger RNA from Synchytrium microbalum, 885 nucleotides. RefSeq lists its product as uncharacterized. The record is from RefSeq and is a predicted model, not a curated record. NCBI's taxonomy places the organism in Eukaryota, Fungi, Chytridiomycota, Chytridiomycetes, Synchytriales, Synchytriaceae. The transcript is spliced from 9 exons. The coding region runs from base 1 to 885 and encodes 294 amino acids. Gene Ontology annotation, molecular function: oxidoreductase activity.